GAACGAAUAACUUGUGUGUGAUUACUAUACAGAGAAGUUAUAAUGUCUGGACGUGGCAAAGGCGGAAAAGUGAAGGGAAAGGCAAAGUCUCGCUCCAGCAGGGCUGGCCUCCAGUUCCCCGUCGGCCGUAUUCAUAGGCUCCUUCGCAAAGGCAACUAUGCCGAGCGAGUCGGAGCUGGAGCUCCUGUUUACUUGGCGGCCGUUAUGGAGUAUUUGGCUGCUGAAGUGUUGGAAUUGGCGGGAAACGCUGCACGUGACAACAAAAAGACGAGGAUCAUCCCACGUCAUUUGCAGCUGGCCAUUCGUAACGACGAGGAACUGAACAAGUUACUGUCUGGUGUGACCAUCGCUCAAGGCGGUGUGCUUCCAAACAUUCAGGCAGUUCUGCUACCCAAGAAGACUGAGAAGAAGGCGUAAACAGUGUCGAUCAAUUAAACAAAAAUGGCCCUUUUUAGGGCCGCAAAAUGGUUUAACGUAGAAUAUGCACCCGAUUCAUGAUUGAAUCGCUAUGUUUCUUCAUCUCUUAAUACUAAUUUAAAACUGUUAAUGCAUUAUAUUUAAAAAACAAAAUUUAUACGUAUCCUUUCACGAAUACCUUUUUACAACGUAACAAUCAAUACCAUUUCAUAAACAGAACUACUCGUUCUGCAACUUCACAGUUACUCUAAGCCAGCACACUGUCCAAAUAUCAGCUUUAAGGCGUUUAAAGUGAAUUUUUCUUUUCUUAUAGAAUUCUUUUCAUUGUUACACAUAUUUAAUUAUAUUAUGACUAAAUUUAUGUUGAUAUUAGAAAGCAGUAAGAUGCUCUCUUAGACCUGGGAGAGUUUUAGAAUGAGCUUCUACAGUUACAGUUUUAGUUUUUGAAUUUUAUCUUUAUUUUUGUACUUUUAAGAAUUUUUUUUAAAACAAUAUUAAUAAUAAUAAUCUUAUUGUAUGUUGUGAAUUGCAUGUAUAUCUUUUGGGAUCUUUACAGAAGUUUUAUAACCAUUUCUUAACCUACUCCGUUCAUACCUUGGCAUUCUUUCUUUCUUUCUGUCCCAGUCUUUGGAAUUCCUUAAUAUAAUUACAUAUAGCCGGUACAGGGUUACCCCUCAUGCAAACAUUUAUCUUUUUUAUUCUUUAUUUAUUCUUCCUUCCCAGCUGCCAGUCUUUUGCAUUAGCGAUCCAUUUAUCCAACUUAUAGACUAGCUCAUGCGUCAUUCUCUCUCUCGUGAC
This is a messenger RNA of Cephus cinctus (wheat stem sawfly), 1215 nucleotides long. RefSeq names its product histone H2A-like. The coding region runs from base 43 to 417 and encodes 124 amino acids. Gene Ontology annotation, molecular function: DNA binding; structural constituent of chromatin; protein heterodimerization activity. NCBI's taxonomy places the organism in Eukaryota, Metazoa, Arthropoda, Insecta, Hymenoptera, Cephidae. The transcript has a single exon. The record is from RefSeq and is a predicted model, not a curated record. Gene Ontology annotation, cellular component: nucleosome.